GCCGACGUAAACGAUCGCGUUUGACUUGGACGUGCAGUAUUCUAGUAGUGUAUUAGACAAACGAAUAUGGAUUUCAACGGGAGCGUGUUGAGACCUUUACCACAACUCGGGUACGGUAUAAAGAAUAAUAAAUAAAUAUCAAACGUAAUUUUCUUUUAUAGGCUACAAUAUAAUAUUGGACCAUCCCGUUGUAAAUACAAUUGCUUUUCUAUUGGUCUCCUACAGUUUUCUUCAAUCCGAUCUACUUGUAUUUUCCUGUUGUACUAUACCCUAUAUACUAAUAGUACUAUCUGCUUCUUCUCCUAAAUCAGUUUUCACAUAAUAUAUUUUUUUUUAACUCGUAACUCAUAUUACUAUACUAGAGAAUCGUUUAGGUGUGUGUACUCAGGCCUGUCGCUAGGGUACAAGCAAAACAUAUGUUGUUUUAGGGCGACAUUAAAUUUUAAAGAAAUUAAAGCGGCAAAAUGAAAUUAAUUAUCGUCAAAAAGGACUGCAAUAAAAUUUUCGCUUUAUGGCGGAAAAUAUUUUACGGCGGGCCUAUGCAUACUGUGUGCCAUAUUGACAUAAAGCUGUGUGUGUACAUUCUUAUGAAUUCUAGGCCAAUGGAUAACGACGAAGAAGCCCAUUUAAUGGGUUGGAAUCUCACUCCCGAAGACCUCGUCCAUGUACCGGAACAUUGGUUAUCGUACCCAGAAGUCAGAUCGAUGUACCAUUAUAUCAUGGCGUUUUCGUACUCGAUUUUAUUUGUUAUCGGUAUCAUUGGCAACGGCUUGGUUAUAUGGAUAUUUUCUUUGUGAGUACCUACAAGCAAUGUCCACAAUAUGUGUAUAUUAUAUGUAAUAUGUAUACAUUUCAAUAGUGUCUUCCUGAUAGUCAAAAUAAUGGUAGGGAUUAAAAUAAGCUGAAAAAAAAUAGCUGUAGAAGUUUUAUAUAUAUAUAAAAUAAAUAAAACACGACAGAGUGCAGAGAAAUAAUUAUAACGUGAAAAACAAGCAAAUAUUGCGUAUAUUAUGAUUAUACACAAACAAAAGAGGAAAGUUCUAAGAAACUUCAAAAAGGCACCCACCCUUCCUCUACAAUGCAUCAUUUAAAUCAAAAAAUAGUAUCAGACAUCUUCAUAGAAAUUGUGUGAUUGGAACAAAUUUAGUUUUCUGGUCGAAUCGUGUUUAUGAACAAAAAACAAUUUGAAAAUAAAAAUGUAUUUUUUUAAUAGCUACUAAUAUAUAUAUAUAUAUACUAUACUGGAUACCUAUAACCAAACAUUUGAUGAAAACCACAUAUAAAUAUUUAAAAAUAUUAUUUUAAUUAGGCAUAAGCGAUUCAUACCUUAUUACUUUAAUACCUUCGAUAUCGAACUCUAGGUGAUUUUCGAUAUUGAUGUCGAUAUUUUAGUAUGUUAAAUGAUAAAGGAUAACGUAAUAAUCAUGUCACGGUUAAAUAAAUUACAAUAUUUUUAUUUUAAAAUAAAUUUCGAGUAUCAAAAUAAAACGAAUAUCGAAUAUACAAAUUUUUGGUAUCGCCCUUCUGUAGUUUUGAUAUUUAUAAGGCCUCGAAAUAAACAUUACUAUAAAUUGUAGUUGGUUUUUUCUUUUAUAAUAAAAUAUAAAAUAUGUAUUUCUUUUGCCGAAAGGAUAAUUAUUAAUAUGUGCACACUGCCAUAUAAAUAUAUAAUUAUUGUUAUUUCAGAUCAAAACCAUUGCGAACGCCGUCUAAUUUAUUCGUUCUCAAUUUAGCCUUGUGUGAUUUUUCAAUGGUGUUAGUAUUGCCGAUACUCAUAUACGAUUCGAUAGAUCACAAAUACCCCGGACAUUUACAAUGUCAGAUAUUUGCAUUAUGCGGAUCAAUCAGUGGCAUCGGUGCGGGUGCCACGAACGCUGCAAUUGCAUACGACCGAUACAGGUAUCUGGUAUAUUGGACUCUGGUAUAUUAGUAUCUGGUAUAUAGAAUAUUACACAAAAGCAUAUCCGUCGGAAAAGAACCGUAUAAUGACGGGGCUUCAUAAGUAUAUAAAGUGGAAAUACUAAAUUUCCACGAAAAAUACACGACUAAAAAUUAUCUUUACAAAACCCCGAUUUUUAAUAAGGCCUUAACCAACCGGUAUUUAAGGGGUUGUGUAUAGAUAUUUUGUGAACAUUCGUCAACUAAAAAUGAUUUAAAUUCACUUUAAAAGUGAAAAAUUAAAAAUGUAAUAAUAAUAUGGAUCCGUUCCAUAAAAAUCACCAAUAGCUAUUUAUUGUGUAAUCGUGAUAUUUGUUUAAAAAAAAGAAGUUUUAACGCAAAACAGAGUAAAUAGAUACAAAAUAAGUACGUUUCAAAAUGAUUUUAGAAUUUGACACUGAUUUUCAUACUUUUUAGUUUUUAAACACCUUAUUUAUUAUUUUUUUAUACGAGUAUUAUGACCGUGAAUGACUCUAAAAAAACUUCAUUUCUGCAGACAACUAUAAUAAUAAACUUAUAGUAAUCAGUAAUAACUAAUUUGAGUAAGGCCUUACUGUAAUUUUUAGUACAAUAGCGAAACCAUUUGAGGGCCGUAUGACUUACGGUAAAGCGUUAAUAUUGAUCGUUUGCAUUUGGAUUUGGGUUUUUCCAUGGUGUUAUUUACCACUGAGCGAAAAAUGGAAUCGAUACGUACCAGGUUAGUAAUUUGUUAAAUACCUAGAUAAUUGUUUAUGUAUAGUCACUAUAGUCACGUUUUAAGAAAUACAGAAUGUAGUAUACUUUACAUAUAACUAACUAGAAAAAUAUCGUAAGUUACAUUAAACUUAUUUUAAUUGCAAUACUUCAACAAAACCAAUACAAAUUUUCUAUUUUUAAUACUGUCUACAGUAAAAGCAAAUUGACAUAUAGGUAGACAUCCAGUUUAAAGACAAAACCUGUGUUACCUGUGCUCUCUAGCUGGAUAUGGGUAUUAUAAUUUGUAAUAUUUUUAACGCCCAUGUAUGUAUAUUAUAUGUGUGUAAUACUACCUUUAAUAUAGAAAUAUUGAAACAAAAACCGACUGAAGUAUUAAAAAUUAAAAAGCUCUAGAUAUUGUUUACGUAUGUUGAAAAUGAACUAUGUUACGUAUAGAGGUACGUUAAACAGAUUUCGGUAUGAAACGUAUUUGGGCUACAAAUAAUAUUUGUCCUACAAUUUGUUAUUUAUAAAUAAAACACGAUAUUUGCAUUUUCACAAAAUGGUAAAAUAAAUAUAAUUUUAAAAAAUAGUUACUGCAUUACGCCAUUUAUACCGAAAUAAAAAUAAAAUGAUUAACGAUAUUAAUAAAAGUGUAUGUUUUCCAGAGGGAUUUCUAACAAGUUGUUCUUUUGACUACUUGACACAAACAGACGAAACAAAAUUUUUCGUCGGAGUCUUGUUCGUGAUUUGUUACGUUAUACCUCUUUCAUUUAUAAUAUACUUUUAUUCGCAAAUUGUUAAUCACGUGUUCAACCACGAAAGAGCUCUACGUGAACAGGUAAUUUUUAAUAUCUUUAUCAUUUAUAAAAGUUAUUGUUUUGUUCAAAUAUUUUGAAAUAGGUACCUAUUUAACCUAUUUUAUAGUAUCUACCUGUGAGAGGGGAUCAGAAUACUUCCACGAUACCUCUACCUGUCUAAGAGGCGACAAAUGGAAUUGUGUUAGAUCGGCAGCCAGUGUAAUAUUCUGUUAAAUAGUAUGAGGAGUUCUAGAAGACUUUGGUAGAUUGUCGUCCCAUCUCGAAUUCAGAGACAACAGGUGGAAGGAGGUAUCAUGGUGUAAUGUUUUGCAAAUGACAUAGCUUUGAUAUAGGAGAAAAUAUUAAAUAAGUUAACAAUAGACUUGAGUUAUGGAGAGUAGCAUUUGAAAGAUAGAGAUUAAGAAUAAGUAGAAAUAAAACAAAGUAUGAGUUUAGAGGAACAGGAUAAGAUAGAUAACGACAAUAAGCAAUUAUAAGUAAGGUUGAGAGUUUUACUUUCCCAGGAUCUUUUGUACAAAAGAACAGUGGCUAUCAUGAGCAUCUGAAUUAUAGAAUUCCAUGUGUUUGGAUAAAGUGAAAAUAAGUGAAAAAUGUUUUAUGAAACAAGAAAAUUCCAAUGAAACAUAAAGUUGAGUUCUACAGAAGUAUGGUGAGACUGACAAUGUUGUAUAGUUAGGAAUUUUGAGCGGUAGACAAAAAAAUGGAAUAGAGAAUGAGUGUUCCAGAGAUAAGAGUGCUUAGGUAGGCUAUUGGAAUGACGAGAAAAUAUAAGAUAAGGAAUGAGUACAUAAGAAGUAGCUAAGGCAUGGCUUCGAUAGUAAACAAAAUGAGAUAAAAUAGACUGAGAUAUCAUGGGAAAAGAAGAAUCUGAAGCAGUGAGUAUUGUAAUGAAAAUAAACGUAGGAAGAAAUAGGUGGAGAGGAAAACUAAAAGAGAUGGUUGCGUGCGAUUGAGAAUAAUAUGAGGUGUAUGCGAAGUUUAGUGGCUGAUUCCAAAUAGUUGGAAUGAAAGCGAAGGAGAAGAAGAGAAGGUAUUUUGUAUUAUAUUUUUCAAUUCAGUUGUAUAUUAUAUAAUUUGCAUGUAUGUAUAUUGUAAAUAAUAUUAUUUAGGACACUUUUGUACGACAAAUAUUUUUUAUUUUACUUUUUACUACAUUCAUAAAAUCCCAAACAAAUCAAAAUAUUAAAUGAUUAUUUUGUUCAUAAACAACCAUGAAUACAUAGUAACAAUUUUAUUGUCAUUUAAAAACAAUUUAAGGGUACGAUGGAAGAAGCCAAAAAAGAUAGUAGCCCAUUUUUGAAUAUUGUUCAUUAGACCAAAACUUUCUUCCGGAUAUAUGAGUUAUAUUAUUUUUUAACCGGUACAUUUAAUAUUUCACUUUCAGUUUUAUCCACCAACUAAAAAAUUUUUUUCACUGAAUAGAACUCAACAUUUGAUGACAAUCUCAAACUAUCAAAUGGUAUCAUUAUCUCAAAAAAAAAAAAAAAUUCUAGGAAAAAGAAGAAUACUAUCCUUCUUUUCUUGUGCCCUUCAAUAGAAAAUUUUUUUUCGACUUAACAGUUAAACAAAAACACAACACAAGUUUCUAAAAAAAAAAAAUAAGUUUAUAUUAUAGUCUAUAUAAUAGGGGUAUAAACAGGGUUCUCAACAUAAUGCAAGACAGUUAUUAUUAAGGAAACUAUUUAUUUUUUUCGUAAUUUGCAAUAUAAAAAUUAUAAGUAAUAAAGAGCUCUAAUAUGUUAAAUUACCGUAUUUUUUUGUUUUCAACCAUAUUUUUGAGAGUGAAACUAUUAUCUACUUUUUAUUUCAAAAUAAAUAUAUAGGCUAAAAAGAUGAACGUCGAAUCGUUACGAAGUAAUCAAGACGCAAAUGCUCAAUCGGCGGAAGUGAGAAUCGCGAAGGCCGCGAUAACGAUUUGUUUCCUGUUCAUAGCUGCUUGGACACCUUACGCAGCAGUUGCACUAAUUGGUGCUUUUGGAGAUCAGUAAGCGUUUUUAAAAAAAACAUUAUAAAUAUUAUAUACGUAAGUAUAUCCAAUGGUACAACUCGAAAAUUUGCAAAUUUGUAUGAAUUAUUAAUUUAUACUACAAUAUCAAACAUUUUCAUGCAAUUUUGAAUGCAUAUACGCCGUGCACAACCAAUUAGUAAUUUAUUCUCCUAAAAACUUACCAAGAUAUUUGUUUGAAAUUCAUAUGCCCUCCCUCCUACCAUGAUAAUGAAUCCUGGUUUUAUCCAGGUAGCUAUGUUUAUAUCCGUAUACGGUUUUAUAUGUUUUAAGAUCGUUGCUGACACCCAUCGUGACAAUGUUACCAGCCGUAUUUGCCAAAACUGUGGCGUGCUUCGACCCUUACGUGUAUGCAAUAAGUCAUCCGAGAUACAGGUAAUCCAAACACAAAUCAAAACUAUAUGUAUAUCGUUCUUUCAUACCUAUUUAUCAAGCCAUUCGAUUUAUAGCCUUUAUUUUCCAAACGUUUUAAAAUUUCCUAAUUCCCACCUAGCAAUGCCACACAUUCAUUACCUAUAUAGGUACUUAUUUUAUUACUGUACAGACCAAUGCCCAAAAAUACAAAAAAUCAAACUAAAUGAAAUUAUUAACUAAGGUCUGAAUAUAGGUUUGCAGUAUUAUAGAAAGGCGAAGUAUUUACAUUUUGAGAUAGAUAGAUAAUUUUAGAUAUUUUUACCUUAAUUUCAUUCCAGGAAAUGAUGUUUGAGUAGGUUAUGGAAAGAUCCAUCUCUUAAUACAAGUAGACAUGAUACACACUCAUUUCUAUCGAUUCCGUUUUUUUUCAUCCUCAGAUUCGUUCAUAAUAAUGUCCCGAACAUAAUAUCCAUUAUUCGUUAAUUAUACGUCUUGAAUUUGUCAUUCAGAUUGGAACUGUCAAAGCGCCUCCCGUGUUUGGGCAUCAACGAGAAACCACCAGUACUGGCCGAAACACAAUCGACGACUACGUCUGCUUGAUAUUAUUUCAUUUUAUAAUUUUAGAACACAAUGUUUGAUCAAUAUUACACAUACACACACACACAAACAUACACUUAAAACAAUGCUUUUAAAUAAAAAAUAACAAUUUUAACGGUAUGAAAUAGGUGAAUAGGUAAGAGGUCCCUAUAAUAAUAUAUUAUAUUGUAUUAUCUUAUAAAUGGAAUAUGUAAACAACGCAAAAACCAAUUAUUAUUUAUACCGAACAAUUAUUUCACAUAUUCGGUAAGUAUGAGGAAUACUGAAUAGGUACCUACAGUGGAAUCUCGAUCGAAACAAUAAUAAUUUCAUAUCCUUCCUGAACUACAAUAGACCUCGAUAAAUCAGAAGAAUACUAAAAAACUAUAAUAAUGUUUGAGACCAUGUUUUAACGGCUCCUUCUAUACAUUCUGCAGCGUUCAUUCUAAAAUCAAUAUCCGUAUAAAUGUCUGUACACUUAAAUUUUGUUAUGUUAACGUUGCACAAACACAUCAUUGACACGAACUAAUGAAAUUAAAUUUAUGUGGUUUCAGGAAAUCUAUGAAAACUGGAGAUUGUUUAUUAUUGGUUUUUCUAACCAAUCGGUCACCCUGUGUGUGCCAAAAUACUUAAUCAUAUUAAGGGUGGAAAUAAAUUCUUCCGGGUCGUUUUUUGGUUUAAAAAAACGUCAAAUCUCCAGGAUUUACCUAAGUUCUACUUGGGAUAUACUUAUCAACUGUUAGAAUUUUUUUUGUAAACGCCAAAAAUAAAAUUAUUCAAGAGAGCCUAAAAACCAUUUAUGUAUGAUUCAACUAUAGUUAUAAAUUAAUUUACACUAUAAUUUUAGAUUCUGAGUUCAACGAAGAACAUAUUGGUUUUACUAUACAUAUUGAGUUGUUUUUUUUUUUUUUUAAAUAAUUGGACAUCGAUGAAGUAAAUUAUAUUAAGUUUAUCGAUACCAGAGUCCUCUUUCUAUGAGUCGUUAUAUCACAUACGCAAAAAUGACUAAAAGUGUAAUUUGAGAAAAUUAUCGCUUAUAACAAAUAGCCUUUUAACAGUUGAUAUGUAAACUCCCUUAGUUAAACAUUAGGUUUACUCAAAGGAAAUAUAUGUUAACGCCACUUGGUACAAUAAUUUUAAACGUAUCAAAUUCUAGUGAAUAUACUCGUAUGUGGUAUUCAUGGUUGUGAAUAUUGGUGAAUUGACUACAUUUAAGGUGACAACGCUUGAAAGUUAUACCUUUUGUAACGAAUUAAGA
Cinara cedri is the source of this 7627-nucleotide messenger RNA. NCBI's taxonomy places the organism in Eukaryota, Metazoa, Arthropoda, Insecta, Hemiptera, Aphididae. The record is from the annotation of a GenBank genome assembly.